This is a messenger RNA of Fusarium keratoplasticum, 1497 nucleotides long. Its product is annotated as Glycosidase. The transcript is spliced from 3 exons. Gene Ontology annotation, molecular function: glycosyltransferase activity; hydrolase activity, hydrolyzing O-glycosyl compounds. The record is from RefSeq and is a predicted model, not a curated record. The coding region runs from base 1 to 1497 and encodes 498 amino acids. Gene Ontology annotation, cellular component: fungal-type cell wall. Gene Ontology annotation, biological process: carbohydrate metabolic process; fungal-type cell wall organization. Lineage: Eukaryota; Fungi; Ascomycota; Sordariomycetes; Hypocreales; Nectriaceae.
AUGUUGCGAUCUCUUGCUGUGGCUGCCCUCUUGGGCGCCGCUUCGGUCAGCGCUCAAACCGUCAAGUGCACCGCCAACAGCAAGUGUCCCAAGGAAUCUCCUUGCUGCUCCACCUAUGGUGAAUGCGGUGUUGGCGCAUACUGCCUCGGUGGUUGUGACCCUACCAUGUCCUUCUCCCUCGACUCUUGCGUUCCCGCCCCCGUCUGCGAGGACCGCACGAUGAAGAUGAACUCGCUUGAUCGCAUCACCGACAUCAGCAAGUACCUCGGUGACUCCUCCAAGAGCGACUGGGUUGCCCAGGGCGAGCCCGCAAUCUUCAAGGACAAUGUGCUCCUCACCAUGCCCAAGGACAGUGUCGGCACUCUCCUGUCCUCCACCGUCUACAUGUGGUACGGCAAUGUCAAGGCUCGCUUCAAGACCAGCCGCGGUCGUGGUGUCGUUACUGCCUUUAUCCUGUUCUCUGACGUAAAGGAUGAGAUCGACUACGAAUUUGUCGGUGUCGACCUCGAGACUGCCCAGACCAACUAUUACUUCCAGGGCAUUACCAACUACGAGAACUCGGAGAACAUCACCCUGUCUGACACCUUUGAGAACUUCCAUGAGUACGAGAUCCGCUGGACUCCCGAAAAGAUUGAGUGGUACAUCGAUGGCAAGCUCGGCCGCACCAAGGAGAAGAAGGAGACCUGGAACGCGACCUCGCAGAACUUUGAGUUCCCCCAGACUCCCUCCCGUGUGCAGCUCUCCCUCUGGCCUGGCGGCAAGGAGACGAACGCCGAGGGUACGAGGGCCUGGGCUGGUGGUACCAUUGACUGGGAGGCUCCCGAUAUCCAGAACAACGGAUACUUCUAUGCCACCUUCUCCGAUGUCGAGAUUGAGUGCUUCAACUCUCCCACCGCGCCCGGCACUAACAAGGGCAAGAGUUACUGGUACAACAAUGUUCGCGGCACCAACGACACCAUUGUCGAUGGUGACAAGGACCACAUCAUUGCUUCUCUCCAGGCUACCGGUACCGACAUGGACAAGGGCAAGAAGAAGGUGACCAAGCCCAAGGAGGAGGACAAGGACAAAGAUGAGGAUAAGGAUAAGGAUGAUGACAAGGAUAAGGAUAAAGACAAGGACAAGGACGAGGAUGACGACGACAACGAGCCUGCCACCAUUCCCGGUGGUAGCAGCGGAGCUCCUGCCAACGAGCACAGCGAGGACAAGGAUAGCUCCAAGGACUCUGGCUCUAGCUCUGGAUCUGGUUCCGGCUCCAGCUCUGGUGGUUCUGGCAGCAGCUCAGGCAGCGACUCGAGCGACGACUCGAGCAGCGACACGCCUGCUGACACCACCAACUGUGAUACGAGCAGCUUCAACCAGGAGUGUGGUAGCUCCAGCUCCAGCUCCAGCUCGGAAAGCUCUAGCUCCGACUCGGGCAAGGGCUCCAACGCUGGCUCGAGGAACGGUGCCAGCGCCUUCGCAAUCCUCAUUGCUGGCUGCGCUCUGUACUGGCUAUGA